Molecule: messenger RNA, 1491 nt
Organism: Adineta ricciae
Lineage: Eukaryota; Metazoa; Rotifera; Eurotatoria; Adinetida; Adinetidae
Source: the annotation of a GenBank genome assembly
AUGUUAUUCCAAUUCAUCCGUCGCCUUUCAACCUCUCCAUUAACUCGUGUUCGUCAUCCUAAAUUGCGUCGAUCGACACAUUAUGCGACUCUAACUGAUAAAGAUGUCAACUUUUUCGAAAACUUGCUUCCUCGUGGCAGCGUGAUAACAAAUCCUGACGAUUGUGCACCGUACAAUAUAGACUGGAUAAAAACAUGUCAAGGACAAUCUCAACUUGUCCUACGACCGAAAACUGUCAAGGAAGUUCAAGCUAUUCUUCGUUAUUGUCAUGAACAUCAAUUAGCUGUAUGUCCACAAAGUGGAAAUACUGGCCUUGCCGGUGGUUCAGUGCCAGUCUUUGAUGAAAUCGUUCUUUCAUUUACUUCGAUGAAUUCGAUCGGUGACUUUGAUGAGAACAGUGGUGUUUUAACUACGGACGCUGGCUGUAUUCUACAAACAUUGGAUACUCAUGUACGAAAGUUUGGACAUACAAUGCCGAUUGAUUUGGGUGCGAAAGGCUCAUGUUUAAUCGGUGGAAAUGUUGCUACGAAUGCUGGUGGAUUACGUGUUGUUCGUUUUGGUUCACUUCGUUCGGCGGUUCUCGGCCUAGAAAUCGUUUUAGCUGAUGGUAGUCUGUUGGAUUGCUUAACAUCAUUACGAAAAGAUAAUACCGGUGUUGAUCUUAAACAACCAUUCAUUGGUUCUGAAGGUAUCUUAGGUGUGAUUACACGUGUAGCAUUAGCAUGUCCAUUGGCAAUGCCUGGUGUUGGACUCGGAUUUUUUGCUUGCUCAUCAUUCGAACAAAUUCUGUCUACUAUGAGAUUAGCGAGACGUAUCUGUGGUGAAACACUAUCUGCCGUGGAAUUUCUUGAUGAAUCAACUUAUAAUUUAUCGUUAAAAAAUUUAAAACGAGCACAAUCACCGAUCGAACCAAAUAAAUUCUAUAUUUUAAUCGAAACUAUGAGUUCAACGGAAGAACACGCGAAAGCAACAUUGGAAAAACUGGCUAACACCGCGUUAGACAAAGAGUUUGUCACUGAUGGCACUUUAGCACAAGAUUUAACGCAAUAUCAAGAUCUAUGGGCAAUACGUGAACGUGUUCCUGAAGCGCUCGUUGCUGACGGUUACGUAUUUAAAUACGACUUCUCUCUUCCACCGUCUCGCAUGUAUAAACUAGUCGAAGAAACUCAACAACGUAUGAAGCCUUUUUCGAAUGUUCGAAAUGUCACCGGUUUUGGGCAUCUAGGUGAUCAAAAUCUUCAUUUGAAUAUUACUGUUAAAAAUGGAUAUUCCGAUGAGAUUAAGCAUGAACUCGAACCAUGGUUAUACGAAUGGGUUGCGAAAGAACGUGGAUCUGUUUCAGCUGAACAUGGUCUUGGUUUACAUAAAUCGAAAUAUCUUCAAUUGAAUAAAGGCGAACAGUCACUAGUAUUGAUGAAACAAAUGAAGAAAAUGUUCGAUCCAAAAUGUAUUCUUAACCCUUACAAAGUUUUACCUUAUCAAAUAGAUUAG